Messenger RNA from Pollicipes pollicipes, 2125 nucleotides. RefSeq names its product alpha-1,3-mannosyl-glycoprotein 4-beta-N-acetylglucosaminyltransferase B. Gene Ontology annotation, biological process: protein N-linked glycosylation. The coding region runs from base 370 to 2055 and encodes 561 amino acids. The record is from RefSeq and is a predicted model, not a curated record. Gene Ontology annotation, molecular function: acetylglucosaminyltransferase activity. Gene Ontology annotation, cellular component: Golgi stack; endoplasmic reticulum; endoplasmic reticulum-Golgi intermediate compartment. Lineage: Eukaryota; Metazoa; Arthropoda; Thecostraca; Pollicipedomorpha; Pollicipedidae. The transcript has 16 exons.
CGCCGUCUGUUGACUUUGGGGUCAAGGCCCUGAAAGUGUAAGUGUGAUUGCAGUGGAUAGGCACAUUGAAUGUGAAAGCUACGUACCACCCACGCGCACCGUGGUUCUUCUAGAAAAAGUAGAGGCUGAAAAAGUAGAAGAAGCUCAGGCUGCGAUAUCUGUGGAUCAAGGUGAUGUGUUUGUGUUAGUACUCACAUAUUGCACAUCAUCGGAAGAAGCUGGGCAGUCUCAGCUUUCAGACACCGCCUGUUGCCAGUCGGCACGCGCAGAGGGUGAUCCAACAUGUGAUCAGCAACCAGCAGCUCGGACUGUGUCUUCCAACCCUCUGGGGGCCUGCGGCGGCGGCCGGCAGGGCUGAGCAGCCCCACCAUGGCGGGCGCCCGCUCCCGCCGCCAGAUCGUCUUGUUCCUGGCCAUGUUCAUCUUCCCCUUCGCGCUGAUCAUGCUCUUCAACCAGCCAGUGGACACCCGGCUGGAGCGGAACCUGGUGCAGCAGCUGGCUGAGCUGCGCGAGAGGGUGCAGCGCGCCGAGGUGACCAACAGAGAGCGGCGGCGAGACGUCAUGAUCCUCAACCACCAGAUCGACACGUACAACGGAAAGCGGGCGAGCCGAGCGCCGUCACCGCCGCCGCCGCCGCCUCCGCCGCCGCCGGCGGUGGUGGGGAACAGCACGGUGACGCCGUGGAAGCCCACGGCGCCGGCGCGGUCGCCGCUGCCCUCGGCCGCCCCGCUGGCGCACGUGCAGGAGCUGAACAGCGACCUGGAGGUGCCGGGCUUGCUGAACUACCUGCCGCACCUGCUGGGGCACCCGCACGCGCUGACGCCCGUGCUGCACGUGAGCCAGGGCCGUCGCGACGUGACGGUGGUCAUGGGCCUGCCCACUGUCAAGCGCCAGGUGCAGAACUACCUCAUCCCCACGCUCAAGAAUCUCAUCGACUGCAUGAACGCCGAGGAGCGCGCCCAAGCCCUGAUCGUAGUCCUCAUUGCUGAGACGGACUUCGAGUACUGCACCCGGACGGCCCGCGAGAUCCAGAACAAGUUCCCGGUGGAGGUGGACUCGGGCCUGGUGGACAUCAUCUCGCCGUCGGCCGACUACUACCCUCCGCGGGAGACGGUGCGACGCACUCUCGACGACCCGCUGGAGCGCGUGCAGUGGCGCACCAAGCAGAAUCUCGACUUCGCCUUCCUCAUGAUGUACUGUCGGCCGCGCGGCCUCUUCUACGUUCAGUUGGAGGACGACAUCAUGACCAAGCCCGGUUACGUCACGCGGAUGAAGGAAUUCGCUCUUCAAAAAAUAACGGAGAAAAAGAACUGGUUUCUCCUAGACUUCUGCCAACUGGGCUUUAUCGGCAAGCUCUUCAAGACCGUGGAGCUGCUGCCCCUGAUUCAUUUUCUGGUCAUGUUUAACAACGAUAAGCCGUCCGACUGGCUUCUGAUCAACCUGGUACAGACCAAGGUGUGCCGGUUCGACAAGAGCGCGAAGAAGUGUAAAGAGGAGAAGGACAAAGUGUGGCUGCACUUCAAGCCAUCGCUGUUCCAGCACAUCGGUACACACUCUUCCCUCAAGGGCAAGGUGCAAAAGCUGAAGGACAAGCAGUUCGGCAAGGUGCAGAUGUUCGUGACGCACGUUAACCCGCCGGCGCGCAUCGUGUGCGACAUGAAGCCGCAUAAGCAGUAUACGCUGGAGCGUGCCUACAAGGGCGAGACGUACUUCUGGGGCCUGCUGCCCCAGCCAGGGGACCACCUGGAGUUCCAUCUGACGCCGCCGGUCCGGCUGACCGGCUUCUACUUCCAAAGUGGAAAUCUGGAGCAUCCAUCGGACCGGUUCUAUAACACCACCGUCGAAAUCAUACCCGAGUUCCGACCCGAGGAGCUUCUGAAAGAGUACAAAACCACGCCGGAUGGCUAUGUGAUAGUGGGGCAUUUCAACGACCAGGGCGUGGCGGCGGGCGAGCUGGCGGCCGGCUGGGGUCUGACCAAGUCCGCCCGGCUAGCCGUGCAGGCCGAGAGCGACAACUGGGCCAUCCUGAGCGAGAUCCACCUGAAGACGAGCUAGUGCCGGCUGAGGUCGAGUGCAGCUCGUCAGCCUCCGGACAUCCUCCCGUUCCGACUGCUCAAGCGGCGCG